AUGGCGGCGCCCGCGGCGGCCUCGGUGUACGAGCAACUGAAGUGCUGCUCCCUGCGGGGGGGCACGGAGCCCCUGGCCCCCGACACGGCCCUGCAGAGCCUUGCAUUGGCGGCCUGCGACUCGCACCAGCUGAUGGCGGCCUUUGGGCAGGUGUAUGAGACGGAGCUGCGGGAACACUGCGGCCGUGGCCCCGCCCCACGGCUCAGCCCCUGUGGGCCCCUGGCCCAGCACCUGCACCAGGCGCUCACCCUCUGCACCCAGGAGCUGCUGGCGCUGGCCCAGCUGAGCGACACCUCAGAGCAGGCGGUGCAGACGGCGGAGCGGAGACGCGGCGAGGAAGGCAGCAGCCCCACAGCAACACUGCCCGUGAAGAUGGAGGAGCUGCGCCGGCGCUACCAGGCCCGCUUGGCCGCUGCUGGGGGGCUGUCGGGGUAACCCCAGGACCGGGCCGGGGGAGGGGAGAAGGGUGGGGGGGCUCCAGGGCCCCCAUCUCACAAGGGAGCUGCUGUCCCGUUGUUCCUGGGAUAAUAAAAGAGUAAUUAAUUAUUAA
Chrysemys picta bellii (western painted turtle) is the source of this 550-nucleotide messenger RNA. NCBI's taxonomy places the organism in Eukaryota, Metazoa, Chordata, Testudines, Emydidae. The record is from RefSeq and is a predicted model, not a curated record.